AUGGGUUUACCUUAUGAGAAAAUGCAUGCUUGCCCUAAUGAUUGUGUAUUGUAUCAUAAUCAAUAUGAAUCGUUAGAGAGUUGCCCAAUUUGUAAAGCCUCACGGUAUAAGAAAGGGGAUCGGAGAGUACCUGCCAAAACAUUAUGGUAUUUUCCAAUAGUACCAAGGUUUAAGAGGUUAUUUUCAAAAGAAGAAGAUGCAAAUAAGUUAACCUGGCAUUUUGAUGGUCGAGUAGACGAUGGAAUGCUUAGACACUCGGCUGACUCUCCGCAGUGGAGGUUUAUUGAUGCAAAAUACCCCAAAUUUGUGCAUGAAAAACGUAAUUUACGCCUUGCAUUGUCUACAGAUGGUUUCAAUCCAUUUGGUUCCAUGAGUAGUACGUAUAGUACUUGGCCCGUUAUGUUGGUGACCUACAAUUUACCCCCAUCAUUAUGCAUGAAGAGAAGGUAUAUGUUCCUUUCGUUGCUAAUUUCAGGGCCAAAACAGCCGGGAAAUGACAUUGAUGUGUACUUGGCACCUCUUAUUGACGAUUUGAUUAUGCUUUGGGAAGAAGGUGUGGAAGUGUUUGAUGCACAUCGCAAUGAGAAGUUUAAUCUGAAAGCAAUGCUAUUUUGCAGCAUUCAAGAUUUUCCGGCUUAUGGAAAUCUUUUGGGUUAUACUGUGAAAGGGGAAACAGCUUGUCCUAUUGGUAUGGAGGAUGGCAAAGGACAGUGGUUAAAGGAAUCUGGAAAGCAUGUUUAUCCGGUUCAUCGUCAAUUUUUGCCGUCUGAUCAUCCAUAUCGAAGGAGAAAAAAUGCGUUUGAUGGGACACAAGAAUUCAAAGGGCGACCAAAAGUCAUGUUAGGUGAAGAGGUCUUCGAAAAGGUGAAGGACAUUGAAAUUACUUUUGGAAAGAAACACAGAUCCAUUCUUUCUAAGAAGGGUUUCAAAAAGUGUUCAUGUUUUUGGCAACUGUCCUAUUGGAAAUUUCACUUUGUGAGACAUUCACUUGAUGUUAUGCAUAUUGAGGAGAAUGUGUGUGAUAGCUUGAUUGGUACAUUACUCAAUAUCCCCGGUAAGACCAAGGAUGGUAAAAAAUCUAGAGAUGAUUUGAAGCAUAUGGGGAUUAGAGAUGAAUUGCAUGCUGUUACGAAUGAGAAAGGUCGAGCAUACUUGCCUCCUGCUGCUUACACAUUGUCCAGAAAAGAAAAAAUCGAGUUUUGUGAAAGCUUGGCUGGAGUAAAAGUGCCCGAAGGUUAUUCUUCGGAUAUUCGUAGCCUUGUGAACAUGGAAACUUUGAAACUUGUAGGCCUUAAGUCUCAUGAUUUCCAUGUUUUAAUGCAGCACUUGUUACCUGUAGCAAUUCGUUCGAUUCUGCCUAAAAAUGUUCGUUAUGCUAUUAUUAGACUUUGCGGAUUUUUUCAUGCGAUUUAUAGCAAAGUGAUUGAUCCAAGAGAGUUGACUGCAUUAGAGGAUGAAAUUGUUGAAAUUUUGUGUCAAUUAGAGAUGUUUUUUCCUCCAUCAUUUUUUGAUAUCAUGAUCCAUUUACUGAUUCACUUGGUUAGAGAGAUAAGAUAUUGUGGUCCAAUUCACAUGAGAAAUCAAUGGUGUUUUGAAAGGAAAAUGAGAACCUAUAAGGGAUAUGUGAAGAACGCUUUUCAUCCUGAAGGUUGUAUUGCCGAACGACUAUUUUACGAAGAAGUUCUUGCUUAUUCCAAUGACUAUGUGCUAAAUGCAAUACGGAUAGGGCUUCCUGUAUCUCGUCAUAGUGGUAGAAUGGAUGGUGAGGGGACCAUAGGUCAAAAAUUACGUGACCUAUCCUAUGUUGAUUGGCAUAAGGCUCAUUUAUACAUUCUUCAUAAUGAGGAUGAAGUUAUGCCGUAUGUUGAGAAACACAUGAGCUUCUUGAGGAAAAGCAACAGGAGAGAAAAUGAGAAGUCAUUAGCUGCUGAACAUAGUAGGUCAUUUAUUAGUUGGUUGAAGGAUUAUGUAAUGAAGGAGCUCAUAGAUUCUUCGACUCCAUUUUCUGAUCGACUAAAGACUUUGGCAUUUGGACCCGAUUUUAGUGCAACUUAUUAUUCUGCAUAUGUUAUUAGCGGUUCACAUUUUACACAAGGUUUCAAGAUGAACUUAGUACUAUGCUGA
Molecule: messenger RNA, 2124 nt
Organism: Chenopodium quinoa (quinoa)
Lineage: Eukaryota; Viridiplantae; Streptophyta; Magnoliopsida; Caryophyllales; Amaranthaceae
Exons: 1
Coding region: 1-2124 (707 amino acids)
Source: RefSeq, a predicted model, not a curated record